This is a messenger RNA of Zingiber officinale, 3203 nucleotides long. RefSeq lists its product as uncharacterized. The record is from RefSeq and is a predicted model, not a curated record. The coding region runs from base 133 to 2979 and encodes 948 amino acids. Gene Ontology annotation, molecular function: acyltransferase activity, transferring groups other than amino-acyl groups; transcription corepressor activity. Gene Ontology annotation, biological process: negative regulation of DNA-templated transcription. The transcript is spliced from 9 exons. Lineage: Eukaryota; Viridiplantae; Streptophyta; Magnoliopsida; Zingiberales; Zingiberaceae.
UGUUUAUGGCAUUAACACUAACCUUCGUUCCUUCCCGAAGCGGCGGGUCACCGCCGUCUCGCCCGAGUUUUCACUCGCCGAUCGCCCGUCGCUCGCCGCCCGCUGGAAAUUUUCACCUCUGCACCGGCAUCGAUGGAGGUCUUCGGCGGGAGGAGGUGGGACAAACCCUACGGAAGGAAAAAGCUGCUUCCCGGAGAGGAGGUCGAGGUGUUAUCUCUGGAGAAUGGGCUUGUAGGUUCUUGGCACACAGGGACUGUUAUCGCUUGCGAGGAACUCUCCCGACUCAUUGAGUUCAAAUAUUUCGUGACCGAAGAGGAAAAUACAAAUCUUCAAGAGACUGUCACUGUGUCACCUGUUAUAGAAGGCCAGGCUGCAAGAAACCCAGUGAACUAUCGAGGCCGGAUAAGGCCCUUGCCUCCUUAUUGCGAUCUCAAGAUUUCUGUGUUGAGGUUCGGGCUUUGUGUAGAUGCAUGGAUAGAUGAAGCUUGGUGGGAAGGUGUAGUGUUUGAUCAUCAAGAAGGUUCUGAAGUUAGGCUGAUAUUCUUCCCGGACCAGGGAGAUCAACAGAUGGUGACAGUCGAUCACCUACGUCUUACCCAAGAUUGGCGCGAACCAUCUGGCAACUGGGAAUCUCGUGGUGAGUGGUUGUUGCUUAAAGUUCUUCAACCGUUUGAAGGGGGAGGUGUGCUUCCAGUCUCAGUAAGACAAAUCUGGUAUGAUUUGAGUACUCUGGAUGCCUUUAGUGAAAGGAUUGGACUCUGGAUGUUGGGAUCUGAGUCAGUAUGGGACCAUCUAGUGACUGGGUUAAUCCAAGAUUUACUGUUAGUCGUUCAUGGAUUAUUAGAUGUUCCUUAUGACAAUGCUGAUGGUCCAGUGUCUACUGGAACUACAAAGAAGCAAAGAAAGAAAAAGGUCAAAGGUACAAGAAGCACAAAUUGCCAAGGCCCUUUCAAGCCUUUACUUGCUGGAGCUGGGUCCCCUCCAGAGGAGGCACUCGACAUGCAAAAUCUUCUUGUGUGUUCAUCUUCAAAUAAGAGGAAACGAACAAUAUCGUCUACCUAUUUUGAGUCUGAUAAUAACAAAGACGCAAAAAUAUCUAAUGAUAGGUGUCUAACCUACUCCAAACUGGCUGAUGAUUCACAUGAGCUUGACUCUGACAUAACGAAGCUUCAUUCUGCUGAGUUCUGUGAAGAUGAGCAACAGUCAGAUAAUUCUGUUUCAGGUAAAGAAAAUUUGAAGUUAAAUGUUUCAGUAAGUGUGCCUACCUGUAAGGAUGUAGAACCUGAGUACCACCCUGAUGCUAUUGUAAAUUACAAGCGAUACAUUGAAUCAUCCCGAGUUAAAGGCUGUCAGAGAACUGCCAACCAUGAUAUUGGGAUACUGGAACUAAAUGCUUGGAAACACCUCUUGUACAUGGGUUGGAAUUUUGGUGAAAGAAGAAGAAGAUCUAGAUAUUCUUCUCCUGAUGGUGAGGUCUUUUAUUCUCUUUAUACAGCUUGCCAGGCUUACCUGUGUAAAAAAGAAAAUUUGUGGAAAAUCGAUGCAGUUUAUUUAACAGAUUCAAAUGAUAGCCAAACUUCUUCUUUAUCAAAAGAUCUUUCAUGCUAUCAGAACUUGAAGAAAAGAAAGAGAUAUCUCACCGGCAAAGCUGAUGAACCAGACACUGGUAUGUUUCCAUCUGAUCAAAAGUCAAGUAAAAGUCACCAACAGAAAUGUCUCAGAGAACAGGAGGAAGGAACAGCUUUAUCACUUCUAAUUGACAAUCACAUUGUAUCAGAUAGGCAGAAGGUCCACUACAUUUGUGAAUGGGAUGGUGAGGUCAAGAAGGAGGGCUAUAUUACCCGCACUGGAAUUAAAUGCAAAUGUUGUAAAGAGCUGUAUACUGUUGUUGGAUUUGAGAUUCAUUCUAGCAGCAACAAAUGCAAACCUGGUGCCAGAACAUUUUUGCUUGAUGGUAUGUCUUUGCUACAGUGCAAAUCUCAGCUGGUGUAUGGUAAAGACCCUAUAAAGUUCUCCCAUCCAAGGUUGAAGCACGAUUCAACUGACAGCCAAAGCGAUGAUACAUGUUCUUUAUGUCAUGGAGGUGGUACUCUAAUUCUAUGUGAUGCCUGCCCAUCAACAUUCCAUGUUAGCUGUAUUGGAUUAGAGGAGGUGCCAGAGGGCAAGUGGUUUUGUUCGUGUUGCCUAUGUUGCAUAUGUGGCUCAAGUGAAUUUAAUUCUGCAGAAAUAAUUACACAGAAGACCAUCUUAUACUGUGAUCAAUGUCAAUCUGAAUAUCAUGUUGGGUGCUUGACAAAUCAAGGAAUUUCAGUAAGUGAUUGUGCUACUGGGAACUGGUUUUGCAGCUCAAAGUGUUCACAGAUAUUUCUUCAUCUUCGCAAUCUGGUUGGGAAGCCAAAUCUGACAACAAAACGAGCAUUAACAUGGACAAUUCUGCAUUUUGAAAGAGAGAAUGUUGCGCUUGAAAAUUGUGAUUUCGAAACUUUUCCUGGAUAUUGGAGCAAGCUCCAUGCUGCAUACAAGUUAUUGCAUGAAUGUUUUACUACGAUGAUUGAACCUCGUACCCAGAGUGAUCUUCUAUAUGAUAUUAUUAUGAAUAAAGAAUCUGAACUGAGAAGACUAAACUUUUGGGGAUUCUAUACGAUAAUUCUGGAGAACGGAGAUGACCUUGUCUCUGUGGCUACAUUCAGGGUUCACACUGAAAAGGUUGCCGAAUUGCCUUUUGUCGGUACCACCGAGAAAUAUCGUCGGCAAGGAAUGUGCCACAUUCUUGUGGAAGAAAUUGAAAAGUUACUUUCCGACAUGGGGGUCGAAAGGCUGUGCCUUCCUGCGGUGCUGAGUCUCGUCGAUACAUGGACGACGUCCUUUGGGUUCUCGAAAAUGACUGACUGCGAGAGACUACAACAUCUGCUCGACUACAGCCUUCUCACUUUUCCAGGGACCACUAUGUGCCAGAAGAUCCUCAGAGCCACUCCAUAAGUCUACCUCAAGGAACAAGCCACGUGGCAGCUGCUGGAAUAAUCCUCUUUAUGAUUAUUAUUAUUAUUAUUAUUUUUUGAUAAUCUAGAUGUAUGAGCUUUGCUCGAUUAAUUUUGUAGGUAGAUGACCGUCUCUUGGUUCGCUUACUGAUAAAUCCUUUUUAGCUUGUAUGCUUAUAUGUUGGGAAUUUUAAUAAUAGUUAAUAAUUUCUUAUUAUUUUCUAA